GCGUGGACGUUGCACCAUUCUCUCCUUUCCCAACUGCCGACCAACGCACGCACGCACGCGCGGGCGCGCCAACGCCGACGCCGCCGCGCUGCUCUCCUCGCGAUGGACGCCGUCGCGUUCCCGCCGCCCCCCGCGCCUUUUGUCGGCGAAGACUUCGAUUUCGGCGACUUCACCUUCGCCUCCGCGCCCGCGCCCCAGCCGCCCCGCGCCGACCCUACACCGGCCGCCUUCGCGGCGUUCGACGACGACUGGGGCGACUUCGUGGCAAGCCCGCUCGGAUCCAACCCGGACGCGUCCGCGCCGCCCGCACCACCGACGGCCACGUCCACGGUUUCAUCCUCCUGGGAGAAGCCACGGGGCCCGCUCCCUCUCUCGCUGUUCGGAGCCGACGACGAGGGGGAGGAUGGGCAAGAGGAGGAAGGGCCGGCCGGGCCGCCGCCGACCGCCACGGCGCACCAGCGCGCCCCGUCCUUCGGUUCCACCGGGUCGAGGCCCGCGGAUCUGAAGGACCUCAUCGCCGGUCUCUACGGAUCUCAGCCGCCCUCGGCCGCCGUCACCGCGGAGGCCGAGGAUGACGACGGGUUCGGAGACGACGGAUGGGAAUUCAAGGCGGCGACGGCAGCCUCACCUGCCGGCCUGAAUGGAGUCGGUCUAGCGCAUGGGGAUGGAAUUGGAAAAAUUGAGGAUAUAACAGAAUCAUUGGGAAGCGACCAGGAAGACUGGUCAUCAUUUACGAGUGUCGAUGAAAAAUUGAACCAUGUUCAAACUACAGAUCUUAAGGCCUCCAGUUACCCACCAGCUAAUAAUGCAGCCAUACUCAAAUUGUACAGAGAGAGCGAACUGGCUGAUGAUAUUCACAUUAUGCAAAGCUCUGCAGAAAGUGUGCAGAGCUUUUCUGAUUUGUUCUCUAAUAACGAAAUGAACUCUUCAUUUGAAACAGAUGAAAACCACUCGAUUAGAUCAACAAGUGAUAGCAUGUUGAUUCAAUUGUACCAUAGGCUGAGAGAAGAGUCCUUGUCAUUAAUAUCCCGGCAUGUGAAGGAUCUUAGGGAAGCACAGAAGCGUUCUACACUAUCUGAUGAAAACAGGAAAGCGAUAGCAAUUGGAAGGGAAAUUCAGGAAAUCUAUCAGAAGCUACAAGAUUCUUCAUUUCCCAAAGGCUCUUGCACAGAGGAACAUCCUUCAAGUGAUGUAUAUAUCACUGAACUGCUUAACAGUAUCAAAGAGGAACAUCUGAAGGAUUUUGAGCAAGAAUAUCGUUUAGCAGAAAAGAUAGCACUGGCAAUGGAAGACACGAGUGUGGCAGUUGAACUUUACAAGCACAGCGUGUCCACCCUACAUACCUUGGAACUAGCAUCCAAAGAGGAGCAGUGUGCUUAUGUUGGUGCAUGGUACAGUAUGCUUCAGUCCUGUGCUCAAGAAUUGCAGCAUGGUGCAGCACUUUGGCGUCAAUCUUGCCAUGCAAAUGUCUGUGACCAAGUGGUUUCUGAAGGUACAAAUAUUUUUAGAAGUGGCCAUUGCUUUAUUGCUCUUGGGGAGAUAUAUAUAGUGUCACAGAUCUUAUAUUUCUCCUUGCGGUGUUUCAAGCCUUGGGUUCUUGCAGAACCUGAAAUGUUGAGUAAAAUGUUGGCCAGUUUGGACAGCUGCAAUAAUUCUUGGACUAGUGGUUUAGAAAGGGCUCUUAAAAUGGUCGUUGACAGCAAUCACAUAAAUGCCUCUGUUGCUAAAGCUCUUAUUGAGUCCAUCAAGUGUAUUAACGAACUUGUAGUACCCAAUCUACAAAAUGUUCUUCCCAAUGGCGAGAUGACAUGUAGACUAACCUUCCUACCAACUAGUCUUGUACCAGGGCUGAAGCUCAUCAUGUGGAAUGGUGAUCACUAUUUUGUUAAAGUUGCAAAUUUAUGGGCAAAUCGGAUAUCUUCUGAUCCUCCCCUGCUGUCACAAACCUCUGUCUCAUCAGUGAACAAUGAAGCAACACUUGCCCCUCAUGUUGAGUAACCUGUAAAAAUUGGCUCAUUCUGGUGGAAGCAUCAGAAGCUUUUACCUUGUUCAUCAAGUUGUCCCAGGCGCAGUAUAGAGAGAAACUGAACAAGCACCCUGUGGGUCUGCUUUUGGAGGAUCCAUCUAUGGCGAAUAUGUUGUGGUGCUGGUCAUUCAUGUGUACAAGUAGUGUUUUCACCAUUCUUUCCGUAGUGCCUGAUAAUGGCACUAGUAUAGCAAAGCCUAAACAGUUCCGAGUUCACUCCUUCAUCGUGUAUGUCUCUCUACUGAGACUGGGCUGUGAUGCAGAACAUUGAUGUGCACAAGCAGCACAACCCAAUGUGAUGGUGAUCCAAACUUGUAGAUUGUCCACUUUGAAAAUUCGAAUACAAGAGUGUAGAUUGUACACUGAAAAUUGGAAUAGAGUGCGGAAGCUGUAUCUACUA
Phragmites australis (common reed) is the source of this 2426-nucleotide messenger RNA. RefSeq lists its product as uncharacterized. The record is from RefSeq and is a predicted model, not a curated record. The coding region runs from base 103 to 1998 and encodes 631 amino acids. NCBI's taxonomy places the organism in Eukaryota, Viridiplantae, Streptophyta, Magnoliopsida, Poales, Poaceae. The transcript is spliced from 8 exons.